This is a messenger RNA of Diabrotica virgifera virgifera (western corn rootworm), 8690 nucleotides long. It is a transcript of the gene l(3)76BDm, whose product is annotated as trafficking protein particle complex subunit 8. Gene Ontology annotation, cellular component: TRAPPIII protein complex; cytoplasmic vesicle; phagophore assembly site. The record is from RefSeq and is a predicted model, not a curated record. Gene Ontology annotation, biological process: endoplasmic reticulum to Golgi vesicle-mediated transport; protein localization to phagophore assembly site. Bases 165 to 4250 code for a protein of 1361 amino acids. NCBI's taxonomy places the organism in Eukaryota, Metazoa, Arthropoda, Insecta, Coleoptera, Chrysomelidae. The transcript has 11 exons.
CAAAAAAUGGUACUAAAUUGACACAUUAAGGAUGUGUUUCUGUGAUUUAGGUGGUAUUAUUUGAUAAUGAAAACAUAAUACUAUUUUCAAAAAUAAAUAAAAAGUAUGUAAAAAUUUUUGAUGUAACUUCGUAAACGUUUGAUUUCUUAUAUUUUUGGUAUAAUAUGGCACAAUACAAACAGAGUCCUCAAGAUUUGAUCAAAAAUGCAUUUACUCCCCAAAUUGCUGUGAUGUGCACUAACCUUGCAGAAAAAAGUUGCCAGAAAAAUAACUUGGAUUUUAUAGAGCUGUUACAACCAUUUUGCAAGCUCAACAAUGAUGUGUCAUAUAGAGAUCCCAAUGGAUCCACACACAUAGUCAGAAACUUAAAACUAACAUUUUUGGAUAUAUCAUGGGUGCCUCCACAGCCGGCAGUGGCAAGAAAACUUUUAAACACAUCAGUAAGCAGUGCACCUGAAAGUAAAAAUACAUCUGUUACAGUUGGAAACCAUAAUUUAGAAAUACCUGCAAGUGCCCCUUGGUUCGAAUCAUGGAGACAAACGUUUUUAAAAGUACAAUAUCCAUCGGACCAUGAAUUCACCAAACAUUUUCUAGCUUGUAUUUUAGUAGUCAGUUCCGCUGACAAAAAUAUAGAUGAGACUUUUGAUAAUAUGAUAAAAGAUUUAAAUCAAGUUCAUAAUAAGGAACUUGGGAAACUUCCGAAGUGGUUCAACUCAGUGAUCUUGAAAUAUUUUGUAAUUAUACAUGACAACAUAGACGGAGAUAUUAAUGGUGUUAAUGAGUCAUUUGAUGCAAUGAAGAGAAAACAUGGGCCAUCAAAUUGUUUUCUAUUAAAAUUGAAUUCAAGACCUUCCGGUAGUUCCACAGCAGAACAUUUACCUGAUCCUUGGAACCAGUUUAUAAGUAAUUCAGUUGAUGUGGAAGAUUUUGCCCCUUCCGUAGAAAGUAAAUCUAUGAAGUCUUCCUUAGAGAUUGGACAAGAAGCUGACGAAGUUAAAAAUAUAAAUUACCACCCUCUUAGUCCAGUCAAUGAUGGUAUUUUAUUGGAUGAUUUUUUAAUUGAUAUUGACCAUCAAAGGAUUAUAAUUAAUAAACCAAAAUUAACUCAUGGCCAUUGUUUGUCUACAGAAGAUAUAGAGCAAGUUAAAUUUCUUAUAUACGAAUUUUCUAAAGGUUGUUUGAUACCAUACAUAGAAAAACAAAUACAUUCCUUAAAUGAAGUAGUUGCUAAUAGAAAGGGAGUCAGCAAAUCAUUAUUCAGUGCUACAAAAAGAUGGUUCACUCAGAAUAAACCUGGUACGAGUGCUGCAGCUAUUAACAAUCUGGUGUAUUCCCCUGAUUCUCCUGAAUUACAGAUAAGGAAAAUGGGUGAUCUGUAUUUUAUGUUGGGUCAAUAUUCUUUAGCUUUCCAAACGUACCAUCUGGCAAAGAGAGAGUACAAUACUGACCAAGCUUGGUUGUAUUAUGCUGGGGCGCUAGAAAUGGCUGCUUUGGCUGCAUUUAUGGCCAAUCAAUCAACCAAAAAGACCUGUGAUUAUAUGGAGGAGAGCAUUACCACUUAUUUAAAUACAUGCAAAAUGCCCCAGUUUGCUACCAGAGCAACGAUUUUAGGAUCUGAAUGUUUGAAAUUUCGAAAAAUGUAUGGAGAAGCAGCUCACCAGUUGAUUAGAAUGAUUAGUGAAGAAUCUGAUUUACGUUCUGCUUUGCUGCUUGAACAAGCUUCGUAUUGUUUUCUGCAGACUAAAAUGGUCAGAAAAUACGCUUUUCAUAUGGUAUUAGCAGGACAUCGCUUUGCUAAAGCCGCACAACGGAAAUUUUCUUUAAAAUGUUACAAACAGGCAUAUCAAGUAUACGAAAAUACAGGAUGGGACCUAGCCACUGAUCAUAUACAUUAUACCAUUGGCCGACAAGCAAACAAUUUGCAACAAUUCGAUGAAGCUGUAUCAUCUUUUGCCAAACUUUUAACAGGAGAGAGUAAACAGACUGCCCAGCAGCAAGCUACAUAUUUAAAAGAAUAUUUAACAAUUUUAGGGAAUAAACUCCGACAUGACAAGGAAUCUGAUGUGAUUGCUAGUUUACGUUUAAAGGUACCUAUUGAAAUUGAAGAAGAUCCCAGUCAAGAAGUAUGUCCAAUUUUGCCUGUUCCAGAACUAGAUAUCGAAUCCUUAAGACUUUUAGCUUGUCCUUCACGACCUAUAUCGACACCUGGCAAAACGGCAGCUACAGAUAUUACUCUCAAGGAGUCAGAUGAUGAAGUAACCGACAACAAAUGGACAAAGCUUGAGGAAAUGAUCGUUCAUGAAGCAGAAGGCGUAGCACCUUUGAUAUUCAAACCCAUGGUCACAUUGUAUGGUAUACGCCAGUUAGAGAGCAUGAAACCUGUAGCUAUUAUUAACGAACCAAUUCAAAUUGCUCUGAAGCUGGUGAAUUCUCUCCAAACACUACUUAAUAUGGCAGAUAUUCAUUUACUAUGGACCUAUAAAUCAGCAGAUAAGCAAAUAAGCAAUCUACCAGGAGUUCAAAAACACGAUGAUAUCAUUAAAACUUACAUUACAAAAGCAUUGAUCAUCGGAGGAAGUAGUACAGCAGAUAUUAUUCUCUCUCUUAUUCCUUUAGCAGAAGGAACACUGACAAUAAAUAGUUUUUGUUAUACAUUGACCAGUUCAACCGGAACUGGAAGCACAGGAAGCAGUAGUAUCAAAGGGAAACAACCAAUUACUAUCCCUGUUUCUAAUCCAAAGAAUGCUAGUAGUGAGGAUAGUGAAGAAAGUACUACCAAACCCUUAGAAAUUGAUAUUGUAUGUCCUGCACCCUGCCUUCAGGUAUUAUUUGCUGAGUUAAAUACGGACUUUUUAAUGGAUGAAAUCCGCCAAGUAAAAAUUACCUUUUGCAAUAAUAGUGCUGUGCCCCUCCAAAACAUCUACAUAGCAACACCAUCUCCUCAUAUUCUUUCCGAUGGAGAAGUAAAAGACUACCUUAAUUUUAAGUUAAGUGACCUAAAUGUGCCAGCUCUCAGAGACAAAAUGAUUAGGAAGAACCAUGUAACAAAAAUUUAUGUACCUGGCAGAAUUUUGUCACCCGGAAAACAAGCGUCUGCGUCUAUCUGGCUUAAGGCGCCCCUCAAAAAAGGAGUUACUAAAGUAGAUUUACUUAUUUAUUAUCAAAAUCUGUAUAGAUUUAAUAUUCCUAAGUAUCGGUUGGUGAGGAAUAGUUGGGAUCUAUUGGUUCAGGAAUCCUUAUUGAUAGAUGUGUCAACUCAAGCUAGUCAUAACUCAAAAUCAGUGGAAGAAUUAGUAUUAGCAAUGAAGAUAACAAAUUUAAAUAAGACUUACAGCCCUAUAAUGACUGAAAUAAAGUUACUUAAUGUUGGCUUGCUGAGCAAGUAUUGGACAUUGACAAAAGAAGUAGUCAGAACUAAGUAUAUCGUUCUCAAUUCACAGGAAUCAGCGCAUAUUUUACUGAAAGCUAAGAGAUCGGUACAUGAAUGGUCAAAAUAUAGUAAUGUCCCACUCACUCAGGACCAAGAAUUAAUUCAGAGUCUAUCGACCUCAUUCAUAAAAUUUGCCAGGAAGUUUGAAAAACCAUGCUUGACAAUGUACGAUGACUAUGAAUCCUUCAAAUUCAAGGAAAACAAAGACGGUAUGUUACUUGUACAAUGGCAAGCUAUGGUAUCAGACGGAAAUACCAAUAGAGUAGCAAACGGUCAGACCAGUGUACCGAUAGAAAUCAACCGAAGAGAUGAGGAUGUAAUUCAAAUGGAACGAAUUCUCUCAGAUACCUUCAUACACGUUUGUGAUAAAACUAUUUUAGAAGAGGAAAAAGCUCAAAAUACCCAGAAGCAAGUUUCUUAUAAUCUAGUUUACCCUGCCUUCGUUUCCCAUAACUUUUUAGAAAAGGGAAUUUGUUUAGUACCUGUAAAAAUCCUACUGCACAGUAUUGUCGAUAAUAAAAUCCUUGAUGUCUUUGUAAAUACGACGGAACCAAGUGUAACGCAGCCUGAGAUAAAUAAAUCAAGUUUAUUUUGCACCUAUGCUUCCAGUAAUUUCUGUUGGUUGGGAAAUAGUAAAAACCUCAGAACUUUGCACCCUCUGACGACCGAAAGUAUUUCGUUAACAGCUGCUGUGUCUGGACCAGGUACCUUUGACAUAGGUACAUAUAUAGAGGUGUUCUGUAAGUCAGCAGGCCAAAAAGAAGAUUAUGUGUUACAGUCUUGUCAAAUUCACCCAACGUUAGUUGUAAAAAGUAUAUAGCGGACUUUGGAAAUUAAAAUUUCUAAUAAAUAUGUACAAUAAUUUCCAUAUUUCGUCGUUCAGCACGCCAUAUUGCCAUACUGCUUUGGAGUGAAGCAGAAAAAAUAUUUAUCAAUAUUUCCUAUAAAAUGUGAUAUUUUUGUUGUUGUUAAAAUUACAUUUAUUACCAAUAACGUUUAAAAAAUAAAGGGUCUAACCGGGUAAGAUGAUGAAAAAUGCCCUUAACUCGAUUCGAAUUCCAUAUAGGCAACUUCUUAGCACUUGAAACUCACUUUCUGCCACCUAGGUGGUCUUUUACUUUUUAAAACUUUAAUAUCGUUCUUAAAAUUCAAAUUUCCCGCCAAAAAUUAAAAAAAAAAUUCAAACAGAACUUUUUGAAAUCUAGAACUUUUUUUGUUUAAAGUUUUUCGCUAGCUCUCGAUGCAACUGAGAUACAAACUAAAAACCUAAUAAGCCUAAUUAGGCUCUAGGUGGGUCACGUGACCACCUAGGGGGCUUAAAAUCGCAGAAAGUGAGUUUAUAUUUGCUAUAAAGUGUCCUAUAUGGAAUUUAAAUCGAGUUGGGGUCAUUUUUGUCAUCUUACCCCGCUAGGCCCUUUAUAAUAAUAAAUUGAGGUAAAUUAUGUUGUUGGUAAUAUUUUUAGUUGUAGGUCUUGUUAAAUUCGUUCACACUUAAUUUGCCCCAAAUUAGGGGGCCUUUAUUAUGUGCCAAUUUCUAAAACAACUAUUUAUUUUGGAAUUUAUUGUGUGAAUUUUAUGAUGGUAUAUAAGGUAUAACUAUAGUAUAAUCUAAAAAAAUAAAAUUCUAUAUUAAAUAAUCAAAAUAUAAUUCUAAAAAAUGACUGAAUUGUAGCAGUUUAAAGACAAAGUUUUGAAUUUUCCUUUGGUAGUUACAACCAAAAAACGUAGGAAAAUUAAAAUUACAGAAAUCUUUUUGAAUUUUAUGUUUCAGAUAAUUCCUUAGUACACAAUCAUGGCCGCCGUCAAUUUUGGGACAGUCACAGGAAAUCCGCCAUUUCGAAUUUAUAAGAUGUUGAAAAUUAAUUAAAAAAAUUUUGUUGCAUACUUUAGGAAUGCAUUUAUUAAGCAAAAACAUCUAGAACCUUAUACACCAUAAAAGUCACACAAUAAAUUCCACAAAAAUAGUUUUUUUUUCGAAAUUGACAAAAGAUAAAGACCCCUUGUGCAUUUAUUUAAUAUUAGUACUAGUAAAAUGGAACCUUAAAGCGUUAAAGGUUUGUUUCUGUUUUCUUAUAGCUUAAUUGUGAAAGUUAUUUUUUCGAAUGCCGUUUGUUAUAACCGGUUGUACUUCAGCCAAUUGACUUAUUGUACCGGGUGUCCGAAUAAUAAUGGCUCUCGGCCAUAUCUCAGGAACCGUUUAUAGCACAGUUUUGAGAAAAAAAUAUUUAUAACAAAAGCUGCCACGGGAAAACCUGGAAAUUAUUUUCAUAAUUGUAGGUCCACCGCUAGAGGGCGUAAUUGAAUAUCAAAAAUUAAAAAAUCAAAAUUUUACAAAAUUUACCUAAUGGAAGGGCACUGGAAAUCCAAUCAUCGUAUUCUUCAUAAAAUUCUGCGCAUAUUUGAUUUCACAAGUUUAAGUCUACCUUUGCAAAUAAGAGGUGGGGGUGAGUGGGAACCUUCUUAUGAAAAAAUGGCUGCAAGUCCGGUUCUGCUAAAUUGAAUUUUGCAUACUUGGUCUUGUUGGAAACAGCUCUUUUUCGUCAAUGUAAGUGUCUUAUUUUCGAAAUAGCCUAAUAAGCAAUAUGCCAGCUAGUAGACGUUAUUUCAUUAUUUUCGGAAAUCUAGUUUUCUUUGGAGAAUAUUAAAUACAAGUAUGCAUUUUAAAUCCUGUAUUACAAAAUUAGACCAAAUUAGUAACAUAUUACCGAAAACCGCAUGUCGAUACCUUUUUUCUAUCUCGAGAUAUAUUAAGUAACGUGUAAAUUUUAAACAACUGUUAAUGUCACCGGUAAACGAAGUUAAGGAAAAGUAGCGUGCUGUGGAAAAAACAAAGAAACAUUUUCCAGAUGUAAACGUAUAUAAUUAAUAAAACAACAAUAAGACAAACAACACUAUAAAAUAUAACAAAAAAAUAAAAGCAACUACUUACUUAGUGACGACCUAAAUGGUCAAAUUGUUGCCCAUCAUUUUCGAUGCAAGGCAUUUACUCUUUCAAGAGUAGAUUGAACAGCAGUCUCAAUUUCUGCUUUCGCAUUGCUUUGAAUGGCGUUUCGUAUUCUUUAGAUUCUAGAUCAUGUUUUCUCGAGUAGUGGACCUUGCGUCAAAAACAAGGUCUUUAAUCCGUCCCCAUAAAUAAAAGUCUAAAACAUUUAAAUCUGUUGCUAUUCAAUUUACCCUUGAAAGAGUAAAUGCUUGCAUCCAAAAUGAUGGUCAACAAUUUGAACAUUUAGGCAGGUACUAAGAUUAAGUAAAUAGUUGCUUUUAUUUCUUUGUUAUAUUUUAUAGUGUUGUUUUGUCUUAUUGUUGUUUUAAUUAAUUAUAGACGUUUACAUCUGAAAAAUGUUUAUUUGUUUUUUCCAUAGCACACUACUUUUCCUUAACCUCCUUUACCGAUGACAGUAACAGUUAUGUUUAAAAUUUACACAUUUCUUAAGAUAUCUCGAGAUAGAAAAAAGGUAUCGACAUGAGCUUUUCGGUAUUUUGUUGCUAAUUUGGCCUAAUUUUGUAAUACAGGAUUAAACAUGCAUACUUGUAUUUAAUAUUUUCCAAAGAAAACUAGAUUUCUGAAAAUAAUUAAAUAACGCCUCGUAGCUUGCACAUUACGUAUUAGGCUAUUUCGAAAAUAAGACACUUACAUUGACGAAAAAGAGCUGUUUUCAACAAGACCAAGUAUGCAAAAUUCGAUUUAGCAGAACCGGACUUACAGCCAUUUUUUCAUAAGAAGGUUCCCACUCACCCCCACCUCUUAUUUGCACAGGUAGACUUAAACUUGUGAAAUCAAAUAUGCGCAGAAUUUUAUGAAGAAUACGAUGAUUGGAUUUCCAGUGCCUUUUCAUUAGGUAAAUUUUGUAAAAUUUUGAUUUUUUUAAUUUUUGAUAUUCAAUUACGCCCUGUAGCGGUGGACCUACAAUUAUGAAAAUAAUUUCCAGGCUUUUCCCGAGGCAACUUUUGUUAUAAAUAUUUCUUUCUCAAAGCUAUACUAUAAACGGUUCCUGAGAUAUGGCCGAGAGCCAUUCUUAUUGGGACACCCGGUACAUUUCCCAUCCCUGUAACCUUUUCGCCCAGGUUUUAGUGUUAACGACUAUUGCCGAGAUCGAACCCAGAUCGUCCAGCUUGGUAAGCCAGUACCUAGCCAGUGACAGCUGUGACCACCUUCUUUUUCGUGUUCCUCAUCCUUUAAAGGACAUUGUCGAUCAUCACAGUCUAUUUUACUCUAUCUGCAGCGGUUCUCAAGAGUUCUAUUUUUACUGACACAAUCUUGUUAUUACUCACAAUCAUUAUUUUUGUUUUGACAAUGUCUACAUUGUGUUACUUCCGAUUUCUAUUCCCGGAGGACCAGGUGGUAAUUUUUCUGUCAGGGUUCUCUUCCCUUAUACUGGCUGUUUUACCGAACCAGUUUCCCCUGUUUGAUUCUGCUGCUCUAUCCGCCAGAUGAGAUACUAUGUUUUUUGUCUUUAAGACCAUUGACCAUUCUUUGUGUGUAACCGAGACAGGGGCCCUUAUUUCUUUCAUUCUUUCAUUCAGAGCCAGCUGAACCCUGGUUUUUUACGAGGUUGAUACUCCUCCCCCUCCUCCUUUCUCAUCUCUUUCAUUAUGGGGCCCCAGGCUUGGGACUGGUACAGCAGAGUUAAUUGUUCAAGUACAAUCGUAUUAAAUUCCCAAUCAUAUUAACUUAUUCCCAGUUUGAAUAUGUCUAGAUUGGAACUAGGGAUCAAUUUUUGUUGUUGUAUAACUUCACAAGUAUGAUCUGUAAGUCAUACUUUCUAAAAAUUUGCUUUUUUACAACAAACGGCAAUAGUAAAAGAACAAAAUAAAAAACACAAGUUUAGUUAACAUUGUAAUGAUAAUAUUAGACCCCAAAAAUGAAGGGUUAUCUCCGUUAUAUAAAAGACAAAAACAUAAGAACCUAUACAUAGGUUACUAACACGGAGAUUUUGUUUAGUUUCAUUUAUUUUUCCUCAUAUGCAAUACUUAUGCAAUAUUUUUUUAAAUCCUUUAAAAAGGAAUUGUUCUCAGUAUGUAUUUCUUAACUGAUACUGUUUGCUGUGAUAAUGCCACAUUAUCAGAAGAAAAUACUUUCAUUAUAAUCACAAAAUCAUUCUCAUACUACAGUCAUUAAAGAAGUAUUGCUGCUAGUUAAAUGUGAAAACUGAGGAUACGCAUAAAUAUUGAUAAAAAUAAUGUUGUUUGCUGAACGACUAUUUGUCAAAUAGUGUAAAAUAAGAGAUAUAAUAUUUAAUAAAUUCGUGUUUGUAUGAAA